ACACACACACAUACUCUUGCUCGCUCUUUCUCUCUCUCUCUCUCUCUCCCUCUCUCUCUCUCUCUCCCUUUUCCACUCUCUCUCGUCUCUGUGGUUUGUAAGGUAGGUUGCAGUGUGUGUAUAUACACAAGAUCAAGCGCAGGAAAAUGGACUCAUUAGACAGGCAGGCAGUCAUUACCACUCACACUGUAGUUCCAGGGAGACUCCGAUUAUAAGAAGACAAACUCAGCUCUGGGGGACAAGGAGCUUGUUUAUUUUUGGGAACGGAUGGGAGAACGGAAAGGUUACAGUCUUGUGCGUCUCAACUACUUUUCGAGUCUGGGAGAAAGAAUAAGGAGCGAUAGAAAGUUCUGCUGCUGCAGCUUCAGACCCUCAGCACCUCGGCAGGCUGCCUGGAGUUACAUUUGGAUAGUGAAAUCUCAGCACCUUAACAAAACAGAGAGAUAAAGCGGCUCGGCAGUCUGCUCUGAUCCUGGUCUUGGGGCUUCAAGAAAAGGCGCUACAUGUGGGGCAUCUAAGGUUCCUGUUGGUCAGCUCCGCUCCUCCUGCUCCGCUACAAGAUUCCCUCAGAUAAAUCAGCGCGCUUAACAAGACAAAUCUCCAUCAGUGACUGCUGGCUGAAACGAGCGGGAUUCUGGGAUAGCGCCCAUGUUCAUGAGACACUUCAGGGGAGUAGGAAUGAGAAGCAGCCGUAGACCCCGCCACUCAGACCUGCCGCACUAACGAGCCUCCAUGCUGCCUCUCUCCCUUUUAUUCCCAAAUGAUUAUCUGCACUAAACCAGAGACCUGGAGUGAGCUACCCGAGGAGUGACACGGUUCCCUUCCUACUGAAGAAACGCAGGACAGCUGAAAACCAGAAGGCGUCUGUGGAGAAUGAGAUUACUCAGCCGAGGGAAGGCAGCGCCAAGCCGGGCCAGCCCUGCCAGAACUUUGUAGCUGUUCUGUUGCGGUGCCCAGCCAUAUCCACUCAACACAUACAGACAUCAAGCAACCAAUCAGCACGUGUGCACACACAAACAGAGUCGUCUGAUUGUGACAUCUGUUGCAAGGGGAUGACAGAGCGCAUUCAUAGUAUCAACCUUCACAACUUCAGCAAUUCUGUGCUCGAGACGCUUAACGAGCAGCGCAACCGUGGCCACUUUUGUGACGUGACGGUGCGAAUCCACGGAAGCAUGCUGCGGGCCCACCGCUGCGUGCUGGCCGCUGGCAGCCCAUUCUUCCAGGACAAACUGCUGCUAGGGUACAGUGACAUCGAAAUCCCAUCAGUGGUGUCUGUCCAUGCAGUGCAGAAGCUCAUUGACUUCAUGUACAGUGGGGUACUACGGGUCUCCCAGUCUGAGGCCCUUCAGAUCCUGACUGCCGCAAGCAUCCUACAGAUAAAAACCGUCAUUGAUGAAUGCACGAGAAUUGUUUCACAAAAUGUAGGUGGGGUGUACCCUCUAAUACAGGACUCUGGCCAAGAGACACCCAGGGGCACUCCAGAAUCGGGUACCUCUGGGCAGAGCAGCGACACAGAAUCUGGCUUCAUGAGGAACCACCGUCAGCACAGUGUAGACAGGAUCUACUCUGCCUUAUAUACAUGUUCCAUGCAAAAUGGCAGUGGGGAACGUUCCUUUUAUAGCGGAGCUCUGGUGAGCCACCACGAGACUGCCUUAGGGCUACCUAGACAGCAUCAUAUGGAGGAACCUAGCUGGAUCACACGCAUACAUCAGCGAUCUCAGCGGAUGGAGAGGUUUCUAACCAAUACACCAGAAACCACCCACUGCCGGAAGCAACCACGUCCUGUACGUAUUCAGACAAUGAUGGGAAAUAUACACAUAAAACAAGAGGUGGACGAUGACUAUGACUACUAUGGACAACAGAGGUCACAGGCCCUGGAACGCAAUGAGUCGGAAGAGUGCACUGAAGACACCGAUCAAGCCGAAGGCACAGAAAGCGAACCCAAAGGGGAGAGUUUUGACUCUGGAGUAAGUUCAUCUAUCGGCACAGAGCCGGACUCCAUGGAGCAACAGUUCAUGCCUGGCCUCGUAAGAGAUGGGCAGCAAGAUCCUUCCCAAGCAGAGUCAAAUAACUUGUCCACCGAAUGCGUAGAAAACCAGAACCAACAGCACUUAGAUACCAGCUCUUCCUCCCCUGAGAGGAGCAAUACAGUUGACAUGGACAGCACAGUGCUCAGUGUUAGCAAUAGCACCGAAAAGGGGGUCCUACAGACUUCUGUCUCCCAGUCAAUUGCGCAAGCUUUGCCAACCACUCAACUCUACUUACGUCAGACAGAAACACUCACCAGCAACCUGAGAAUGCCACUAACCCUGACCAGUAAUACCCAGGUCAUUGGAACAGCUGGCAAUACCUAUCUUCCGACCCUCUUCACUACGCAGGCAGCGGGGACUGGUCCAAAGCCUUUCCUCUUUAGUCUGCCACAACCUCUGGCUGCUCAGCAAACUCAGUUUGUGACGGUUCCCCAAGCUAGUUUGUCUUCAUUUCCUUCCCAAAUUCAAAACCAAUCAUCCCAAGGUGGACACAGCACAGGCAGCAGCCAAGGAGAAAAAAAGCCUUACGAGUGCACCCUCUGCAACAAAACGUUCACCGCCAAACAGAAUUACGUGAAGCACAUGUUUGUACAUACAGGAGAGAAGCCGCACCAGUGUAGCAUCUGCUGGAGAUCUUUUUCUUUAAAGGAUUACCUAAUCAAACACAUGGUGACGCACACCGGCGUGAGAGCGUACCAGUGCAGCAUCUGCAACAAGCGCUUCACCCAAAAGAGCUCCCUCAACGUGCACAUGCGCUUGCACCGCGGAGAGAAAUCUUACGAGUGCUACAUCUGCAAAAAGAAGUUCUCUCACAAGACGCUGCUGGAGAGGCACGUGGCUCUUCACAGCGCCACCAACGGCACUGCCAGCAUCCCAGUACCCGUUCCACCUUCAAACUCAGCUCCAGGAUCAGUUCAAGCUCCUGCCACCACCCCAGGACAAGGAUUGCCUCCAGCUCCCAGCAUGCCUCCAGCACCGGUCUUGCCUCCUACUCCGGUCUUGGCAUCUGCUCCAGUUUUGGCUCCAACUCCAGCCUUAGUUCCAGCUCCAAUUUUGGUCUCUGCCUUAGCACCGGCCCCAUCACUGGCUGCACCCCCUACCGCUGCUCCAACACCUAGUCCAGUUCUAGUCCCUCGCCCCGGGCCACCCAACGGCGCAACCACAGUAUGCUCUGAGGGCACAACGUACGUUUGCUCAGUGUGCCCGGCUAAGUUUGACCAAAUCGAGCAAUUUAACGACCACAUGAGAAUGCACGUUUCAGACGGAUAAAUACCAUCCAAUUCUUACGAACAAAAAAAACAAAACAAAAAAAACAAAAGCUAUGGCACUAGAAUUUAAGAGUUUUCUUUUUAUUUUUAGGGUUAUUUUUUUUUCUUUUUUUGACAUUUUGUACUACAUGAAGAACUUUAUUGCCUGCUGGUACAUUACAUUUCCGGAGAGUGGGUGAAUAUAUAUAUCUAUAUAUAUAUCAAGAUAUAUAACCUGCAUAUAUAUUUUAUCCAGUCUCCCUCAGAUGGUGGCCUUAAGGCCUGGUAGAUAUACCUGAAUUCUACUGGUUGGAAUUCUAACUACUGGCCUCUAAAUACAACCCUUCUUUAAAAAAAAAUACAAAAAAAAUACAAAAAGACACAUGAAAAAACAAAAAUUCAUGAAAAAUACAAAAACUGAACCCUUCCUUUUUCCACUUGUGUAGAGCACUACAAAAAAAAAACAAAUAAUAUAACAAAAUAUUCAGAAAGGCCUACUGUCUCUUAAUAUGCCGCCUACAGUGUUUUUUUCCAUUGCUUUUUACUUUCGGAUGGAUAUUUUUCUGCAUUAACCGCUCAGACUUCAAAGUAUCUGAUGGAUAAAAACUGCGCACUUAUUUUACUCCCCCCCCCCCCUCCCCAUUGCGGCAUUAAAUGUCAAUUUUUUGUGGAGGAGGAACAGGCAGUUAAAGGGGCUGGUAGGAGAGGACCAGAAUUAAAGCAGCCUCCCGGGGGAUUAUGGUCUGGUUCCUUCUGGCUCCUGGUUCUGCCUAAAUACCCACAAUCCCCCUGUCUCAUCGCCUUUCUUACCCGUCCAUGAAUUUCAUCUGCAGCUGAAGAAAACAAGAACUGAGAGAGAGCGACAUAAAAUGUGUAAGGGCAAAACAUGUGGCUGUGCUAAAAAAUUUUUCCUUUUUGUAACUUUUUGGGAUUUUUUUUUUUUACUUUUUGAAUUCUCAAGCAAAGGAUCUAUAAUGAUGGAAGCAACGUGUAUUCAAUCUCCGCGUCAUUCAUCCGAGUUCCUGAUGCAGUACAGGACAAGGGCACAAAUGUGUUGUGUCUACGGAACCAAUGUCACAGACUAAUAUCUGAGGUAUAGAAAAACAAAAAAUUCUGUUCUAAUUUUUGCACCUGCAGUCAGACUGGAGGUAAAAGCCGGCGCCAUUCUAAUGGUGUGUUCUGUUGUGUGUAUGAUGAGAGAUUUCCAUGUUGAGGGUUUGGGUGGGAUCGCUACAUCUCCUUGUGUUGGGUUUAUCUUUAUAAUGUUUUUGAAGGCAGACUGUUUCUUUUUGUAUUUUGCGUAGAUUAUACCAUUGUAUUUUUUGUCUACCCUUUCCGAGCACUUACGUUUUAGGGCCCAGUCCUUUUUGGAGCCCUGAUUCAGCCUUAUAUUCUUUAAAACUGCGCAGGGACAAGGAACAGUCUGCUUUUUAGCCAUUGAAUGGUUGCAAAAAUAUUGUAUAAUAUUGUAUGGAGGAGCCACAUUUUGGAUAUUUGCGAGAUUUCUCUGUUAUACGAUUUGCCAAACCCAUUCAGAACGGUCCCUGAUGCCACACAUGUCGAUUCAUUUGAGACUGCUAAAACCUAUAAGAGCAAAUCUACAGAAAGUUUACAAACUUUACUAAAAAAUUUACACAUUUUGCUACAAAAAAACAGUACAAACCACAAUAAAAAAUACCAAUUUUUUAUUUUAAAAAAAAUCCAAAAUUCCAAAUUAUAAUUUGUAAAAUAAAUUGACAACAGGUUAUCCCAAUAAUAGAAAAUUAGAGGUUUUUAUUUUUUUAUUU
Bufo bufo (common toad) is the source of this 5064-nucleotide messenger RNA. It is a transcript of the gene ZBTB20, whose product is annotated as zinc finger and BTB domain containing 20. The transcript is spliced from 11 exons. Gene Ontology annotation, biological process: regulation of transcription by RNA polymerase II. Gene Ontology annotation, molecular function: RNA polymerase II cis-regulatory region sequence-specific DNA binding; protein binding; DNA-binding transcription factor activity, RNA polymerase II-specific. Lineage: Eukaryota; Metazoa; Chordata; Amphibia; Anura; Bufonidae. The record is from RefSeq and is a predicted model, not a curated record. The coding region runs from base 1053 to 3299 and encodes 748 amino acids.